Messenger RNA from Cuscuta campestris, 2635 nucleotides. The record is from the annotation of a GenBank genome assembly. NCBI's taxonomy places the organism in Eukaryota, Viridiplantae, Streptophyta, Magnoliopsida, Solanales, Convolvulaceae.
AAGAAACGGCGGCCCAUAUUCGAGUUUGCCCUUUCCAAUCUCUUCCCCUCUGUCUGAAACUUCUGUCGCCGGCGGCGAUCUCUUCGUCCGCUUGUCGGAUUCCCGACUGUCCCUUCCCAUCAACACUUCCCUCUCCUCUCUUUAUCAUCUAUUUUAUGUUUUAAACCAUAUCCCAAAAACAAAAAUCCAAAAAAAAGAAAGAAAAUCUCUCGUUAAAAAUCCCAAAAUAUCAUUCUAGGGUUUGAUUUUCUUUUCGUAUCUCAAUUGAUUGAACUGUUUUACUGCGAAUAAAAAGAGGAGAGGGAAGUGGAAAAGCCAAAAAAAUCAAAAAAAUCUAUCUGAAAAAAACUUCUAGUCUGAUUCUUAGGUUCUGAGCUAGGAUGGCACAAGUUCAGGCACAACCUCCGGCCGGCAACUCCAGUGGUGGAGUGAACCAGUUCGUGACGUCGCUUUAUGUUGGCGAUCUGGAUGUGAACGUCUCUGAUUCGCAGCUGUACGAUAUUUUCAAUCAGCUUGGCCAAGUGGUCUCUGUUAGGGUUUGCAGGGAUUUGACUACCCAGCGAUCUCUUGGCUACGGCUAUGUGAACUAUGGAAACCCCCAAGAUGCUGAUAGAGCAAUGAAGGUGCUCAACUUUACUCCUCUAAAUGGAAAGCCCAUCCGUAUAAUGUAUUCACAUCGAGAUCCAACCAUACGUAAAAGUGGUGCUGGAAACAUAUUUAUUAAGAACUUGGACAAGGCAAUUGACCACAAGGCACUGCAUGAUACUUUUUCUGCAUUUGGGAAUAUUCUCUCAUGCAAGGUGGCAACUGACGCCACUGGUCAGUCCAAGGGGUAUGGUUUUGUGCAAUAUGACAGUGAUGAAGCUGCACUCAAUGCUAUUGAGAAGCUGAAUGGCAUGCUGUUGAAUGACAAGCAAGUGUAUGUAGGACGUUUUGUUCGUAAGCAAGAACGAGAUUUGAAUGGGGAAAAGACAAAGUUCACUAAUGUCUUUGUGAAGAACUUGGCUGAGUCUACAAGUGAAGAGGAUCUCAGGAAUAUUUUUGGUGAGUUCGGUACCCUCACUAGUGUAGUUAUAAUGAGAGAUGAUGAUGGAAAAUCAAGAUGUUUUGGAUUUGUCAACUUUGAGAAUGCUGAUGAGGCAGCUAAAUCAGUGGAAGCGCUUAACGGACACAAAUUUGACAACAAAGAAUGGUUUGUUGGAAGAGCUCAGAAAAAAUCUGAUCGGGAGGUUGAAUUAAAACAUCGUUUUGAACAGACUGCAAAGGAGGCGGUUGACAAAUCACAGUGUUUGAAUCUCUACAUAAAAAAUCUAGAUGAUACUAUUGAUGAUGAGAAACUCAAAGAAUUAUUCUAUGCAUUUGGAACAAUAACUUCAUGCAAGGUCAUGCGAGAUCCUAAUGGAGUAAGCAAGGGAUCAGCUUUUGUUGCAUUUUCGACUUCUGAGGAGGCAUCUAAAGCACUGGCUGAUAUGAAUAGUAAGAUGAUCAAUGGAAAACCUCUAUAUGUUGCCCUUGCACAGCGAAAAGAAGAUAGGCGUGCAAGGUUACAGGCUCAGUUUGCUCAGAUGCGCCCAGUUACAAUUUCACCUUCAGUUGGUACACGCAUGCCAAUGUAUCCCCCGGGUGGUCCAGGAUUAGGGCAACAAAUAUUUUAUGGCCAGCCACCUCUACUUCCUCCACAACCUGGUUUUGGGUAUCAGCAGCAGCUUGUCCCUGGCAUGAGGCCUGGUGGGGGGCCUAUGCCAAAUUUCUUUGUGCCACUUGUUCAACAAGGUCAGCAAGGUCAGCGUCCUUCUGGCAGACGUGGAGGUUCUGGUCCAUUGCAGCAGGGGCAGCAAUCUGUUCCACUGAUGCAGCAGCAGAUGAUUCACAGGGGACGUGGGUAUCGUUACCCUCCAGGGCGUGGUAUUCCUGAUGUUUCUAUCCCGGGAGUAGCUGGGGGCAUGUACUCUGUCCCUUAUGAUAUGGGGGUCAUGCCUAUGCGUGAUUCAGGGAUGGCUCAACCAAUGCCCAUUGGAGCUUUAGCGACUGCACUUGCUAAUGCUUCUCUUGCCGAUCAAAGAACGAUGUUGGGGGAAAAUUUAUACCCACUUGUGGAACAGCUGGAGCCUGUGCAAGCAGCCAAGGUGACUGGCAUGCUUCUGGAAAUGGAUCAGACAGAGGUUCUCCAUCUGCUUGAGUCUCCAGAUGCCCUUAAAGCCAAAGUCGCAGAGGCAAUGGAAGUGCUCAGGAAUGUUUCUCACCAACAGGCCAACAACACUGCUGAUCAGCUGGCCUCUAUGUCGCUCAAUGAUGGUCUCGUUUCUUGAGUUAAGUUUUUUAUGGACCUUUGGAACAUAAUUUGGGAAAAACAAAAAAGACUAUCUUGUUUUCUGAUGAUACAUUGAAUUUGUGUUGCUGCUGGGAUGAGUCGGUUUCCUAAUCUGCAUGAACCCUUUGUUGUGAGCUUUCAAAGUCUUGCUAUAAAUUCUUUGAUUUGAUGGCAUUUGCUAGAUUUUGUUCUUUCAUACCCUUUAUUUUAUCUCAUUCAAAUCCUUUUACUAGUGGAAAUAUGUUAAUUGCUCUAUACCCGAGCCGGCUGUGUUCAAAAUCUUCUGAAAAACAUAGGAGUUCAAAAUAAAGCAAUGCCCAUUAA